Molecule: messenger RNA, 327 nt
Organism: Colletotrichum godetiae
Lineage: Eukaryota; Fungi; Ascomycota; Sordariomycetes; Glomerellales; Glomerellaceae
Exons: 1
Biological process (GO): carbohydrate metabolic process
Molecular function (GO): hydrolase activity, hydrolyzing O-glycosyl compounds
Source: RefSeq, a predicted model, not a curated record
AUGCUGUCUCAAUACACUCUUUCAGCACUGGCGGUGCUGGCAUCGCUUGCCCAGCCCGCGCUCGCUCAAGUCUCGACGAAAUGUAAUCCGAUGAACACAACCUGUCCUGCCGAUCCGGCUUUUGGUAUGGACUUCAACUUCAACUUCAACUCUACUCCCUCGACCGAUGCUUGGGAAACCACCGUCGGCCCUGUCACGUACACCUCCGACAAUGGGGCGGAAUUCACUAUUAGCAAGCAAGGCGACUCUCCCACGAUUCGAUCCAAGUUUUACUUCUUUUGGGGUCGUACCGAGAUCCAUAUGAGGGCCGCCAAGGGAAAGGGAAUU